UUUGGUGUGAUACGAUAACAUCAGGCAAACUGAGUUGAUAAAUAGGACGGUAUACUGACUCGGAGCGGUAUUUGGUCGCGUGACGCCGAGGCGUGCGCAUCUAACCGAAUCGUUGGCACGGUGAGAGUUCACAUUGGUCAAAAAUCAAUUUUACAUUUGUCGCAUUCAAUUUUUCUGACAAAAUUCGGAUAGUAUCGAAAUAUAGUCGAGAGCUUAACAUCGAUAUGUUGAGAAAAUUAUUAACCAAAUCUGGUCGCAGACUCCUCAGGGCUAUCAAGAAAUUAUCGACAAAAAGUCGCAAAGCGAAAAAGUCACGAAAUUUGAGUUCUUGGCACUCGACUAUACCGGAAUACGAAACGGAAUCUCUUUCAUGGUCUUUAUUAUCUCUGGAUACAAAAAGUAUCGAUACAUUCACAACUUAUGUUGCCGAUAAUUCUGAAGACAGCGUUUCGAUGUGUUGUUAUUGCGACGAAUACGAAGAGAAUCAACGGAAUGAAAACAUAGAAAACGAAAUGAUGAUCUAACAUACGACGAUAUUACGAUGAAUAUUUCAUCUAUAUAAUUAUUUUUAUCUUUUUUUUUCACUAAUACAACUUCGAGAUAUUUCAUCUCAAAAGUAUGUAUCUACUAUGAAAAGAUCGACGAGAAACAUCGAGGACGUUUGCAAUCCAUUUUAUAAAAUAGUCGAAUUCGUUUAAUUAUUUUAUGAUAUAUAUAUAUAUUUUCAUAAAGAUUUUUUUGAGAGGACCAUAAAAAAUCACAUUCUUUUAUCAAACGUAAAUAAGAUACUUUUUUUUAAAUAAUGAUUAAUGCAACGAACCGUUUAAGAGGUUAUAUUUUUUCAUAAUAGGUUAAUGCGUUUUUCAAAAUGAUAUUAUACUAUUAUAAAUAUGCACACAUUCUAAAUUAAGCUUAUUAUAUAGUUAUUUUUAUUUAUGAUAUUGAACUAUUCAUAUAAAAGAUAAAAGACGAUAUACCUAUCAGUUUUACCACAGAACGAUUAUAUGUAUAUCACGAUUUAUAUAUUAGUUUUUUUGCUUAGUACUUAUUUAUUUAUCAUCUCAAUUUGAUAAAUACUUUAAUCGUUUAAUCAAAAGAGAGAAAAGAGGAAAAGUGCAGAAAGAAAAGAAGUUUCUUAUCUUCUUCUAUCGUUUUAAAAACUAUCGAUGUACGCGUAUGUAUAUACGAAUUAUCUGUCGAUAAUCUGUUACCAGCGAGGUAAUUUUAAGAUAUUAAGAUAUUCGUCGUUGAAAAUAUUUUCCGUGAAAAUAUUAUAUUUUCUCACACGAUGUACAUAAAAAUAUCAUUGUUGUAGUAGAAUAGAUUUAAUUUUGAAAAUUUCACUGCUUAAUUAAAAUAAUAUAGAAUACAUACUAUAUAUGUUAAAGUGCAUUGCAAUGAAUGCAAGGUAUAUAAUAUUAUUUUUCUCACAGUAUUGUUCUCAAAUUGCAUAAUUUUUAUAUAACUAAAAAAAAAUUGAUUGUAUCGAAUCAUUUAUUCGUUUUUUUCGUAAAAUAUUUUUCGAAAAUUAUGAUUUUAGAUAUACGAUUUGUACACGAUAUGUAUAUAGAAAAAUCACAUAAAUUUUAUGUAUAAUUAUUAUGUAUAUAGUUACACGAUAUGUGCGAUAUGUACAUAGAUAUAUGAACGAGUCUCGAUUCUUUUAAUGUAAGUAUGUUCGAUGAGGCUGUGACUUUUUAACGGAUGCGAAUGUCGUAUAAAUAAAAUAAUUUUCUCGAGGAUUAUCGAUGUUCUUACAACUUCUGUCGUUAGUAUAGUUGCAUAAACUUCGGUUUCCCUUCGUUUGCGAUAAGAUCACCAGAUCUAUGUAUAUCACCAGAUUAUGUGUAAAUAAGUAUAAUAUAUGCCGUUCAAUUUCAAUGUAGUUGCAGUCACGAUCAAAGGGGUAAUAUAUAUAUAUAUAUACUCCUGCGUGUGUAUACAUGCACUUUUACGAUCGAUUUAGUCACCUAGUACCUAACGAUCGAACGAAAGUUUCUUAAAGGGUAAAAAAACUGCCUACGUAAAAAUACACGACUAACAACGUUCCAUGGAAACGGAUGAAUUUUGAGUUGUCACGCACUUACACAUGGUUGCAAAGGAUUGGAAGAGGUAUUCGAACAAUGGCCACGUGCCCACGCACUAUUCUUCCUCUUCCCUAACGAUAAUUAGGUUCCCCAGGUAGCUUUUUAAAAUAUUUGUAAAAACCAGCAGCGGCUAAUUGUUCCCAUCGAUCGUUAAAAGCCCCGCGAAUUUCCCACUUUGCCAAUGUAUUCUCUAACGAAAGGUUUAACUGCUCGCAAAACUGGUUCGUAUUCGAGGAACACCGGGAUACUUAUUUUAUUUCUCAUUCUCAUUCUCUGCAAGCUGCAAAACUGAAUGUUUGCAUAAGAAUGGUUGGCAAAAUUUCUCAUUACAGACAAAUUACAGUUAUGGAGCAAAAAGUGGGACAGAUAAGAAGUGAGAGUAAAAAUAGUACGAGCGUGAAAAUAUUACUUACUAUUAUAAAUUAAUCAAUUAGCGAUUAAUCGUAUUGAUUAAUUUAUGCAAAGUAUUGAUUAUAAACGAUCGAUUUCGUGAUCGUGAAACGCUGUAAAAAAAAGAAAAGAUUGGAUGCAAUGAAUACCUGCUAUAAUCGUUUCAUUUCUCAUAAUCUCUAUUUUAUUACAAAAUGUUAUUGCAAAAAUAUUUGAGCGCUUUUUUUCACAUAUACAUAUAUAUAUAUAUAGAGAGAGAGAGAGAGAGAAAGAGAGAACGUACGCAGUGAUACGUUUAAUGGCACUUUUUCACGCGUUCGAUCAUUCGAACGAUCGUUCGAUUUUUAUCGAACGAUCGGCAAACGAUCAAAUUGCGUCCAUUACAAUGAUACAAAAUACAAAAAGAAAAAAAGAUAGAAAUACGGAAAAAGUACGAGCUCGAUCACUUUCCACUAUUUACAAUAAUCCGUUCACAUGUAUAUAUACAUACUGUACAAAAUAAUCGUUCGUUCGAAAAAUUCGACGAAUCGAGUCGAAUAAUAAAUAAUUUUUAAACUCA
Messenger RNA from Apis laboriosa (Himalayan honeybee), 3036 nucleotides. RefSeq lists its product as uncharacterized. The record is from RefSeq and is a predicted model, not a curated record. The transcript is spliced from 2 exons. NCBI's taxonomy places the organism in Eukaryota, Metazoa, Arthropoda, Insecta, Hymenoptera, Apidae. Bases 225 to 524 code for a protein of 99 amino acids.